Tribolium madens (black flour beetle) is the source of this 7183-nucleotide messenger RNA. Its product is annotated as mucin-22. NCBI's taxonomy places the organism in Eukaryota, Metazoa, Arthropoda, Insecta, Coleoptera, Tenebrionidae. The coding region runs from base 224 to 6895 and encodes 2223 amino acids. Gene Ontology annotation, cellular component: extracellular region. The transcript is spliced from 19 exons. Gene Ontology annotation, molecular function: chitin binding; chitinase activity. The record is from RefSeq and is a predicted model, not a curated record. Gene Ontology annotation, biological process: chitin catabolic process; carbohydrate metabolic process.
UCGAAGUGGUCAUUGUGUCGGUGCAUUUGUCAAUAUUUAAAUUCUGUGCAGACUUUUUGAACCCUUUACGUGUGGAGAAUUUCAAACAUCUCUUUAGGUGGGGUUUGAAGUGUCGUUCAAGUCUUAUUGGUAAAAAGUUCAGACGUUCAAUUGAUCAGGAUAUGUGUGUGUGCUGUUGAUUUGUGAUUUUUGGUGAUUUUAAUGAUACGUUAAAAACGACAAAAUGUCGACGGAUAGCUGUCGAUGGUUCUUCCUCCUGUUUUUUCUAACAAUAUGGACCAAAUAUUCAAAUUCAAAGGAGAUCCGCGUGGUCUGUUACUACACGAACUGGUCAGUUUACAGACCAGGAACAGCAAAAUUCAGUCCACAAAAUAUCAACCCCUACUUAUGCACACAUCUUAUUUAUGCAUUUGGGGGUUUUACCAAAGAGAAUACGCUGAAACCGUUCGAUAAAUAUCAAGACAUCGAAAAAGGUGGUUAUGCAAAAUUCACCGGAUUGAAGACAUACAACAAAAAUUUAAAGACAAUGUUGGCCAUUGGUGGAUGGAAUGAAGGUUCUUCGAGAUUCUCUCCAAUGGUGGCGAAUCCCGACAGACGCAAAGAACUGAUUAAAAACGCCAUUAAGUUUUUGAGACAAAACCAUUUUGAUGGACUUGAUUUAGACUGGGAAUACCCGAGCUUCCGAGAUGGGGGAAAAUCAAGAGAUAAAGACAACUAUGCCCAAUUAGUACAGGAACUUCGGGAAGAGUUUGAACGAGAAUCGGAAAAAACUGGAAGAUCCAGAUUGCUCCUAACAAUGGCAGUUCCUGCAGGAAUUGAGUAUAUUAACAAAGGAUACGACGUACCAAAACUCACCAAGUACCUCGAUUGGAUGAAUAUUUUGAGUUACGAUUACCAUUCCGCCUUUGAACCAGCUGUUAACCAUCAUGCACCACUUUAUCCUCUUGAAGAACCCUCUGAAUACAAUUACGACACUGAACUUAACAUUGACUAUACAAUUCAACAUUACUUGGAAAAAGGAGCCGAUCCUAGCAAACUUGUCUUGGGAAUCCCCACUUAUGGUCGCUCCUAUACUCUAUUUAACCCAGAUGCCAAUGAAAUUGGGGCCCCAGCUGAUGGACCGGGUGAUAUGGGUGAAGCAACGCGAGAAAAUGGAUAUUUGGCUUAUUACGAGGUUUGCGAAUAUAUUAAAACCCAAAAUUGGGAAGUAGUUCAACCAAAUCCUGACGCAAUGGGUCCUUACGCCUUCAAGGACAAUCAAUGGGUGGGCUAUGAUGAUGAUAAAAUUGCUAGAAAAAAGGCUGCUUAUGUAGCAGAAAAAGGUCUUGGUGGUAUAAUGUUUUGGUCAAUUGACAACGACGAUUUUCGGGGAAAUUGCCACGGAAAACCUUAUCCCAUUAUAGAAGCAGCAAAAGAAGCAUUAAUUUCAGCUUAUGGACUGACUGACGACAAUUUGGUUUCACCUCCCACAAAACCAAUUAAGACAAAAACAAGGAACAGGACCACCCAAUCCACUGAUGAAAAUAAUGAAAAAAAGAAAAAUACAAGUUCUAGUGGAUCCAGGAGACGAAACAGAAUUAAAACUAAAUCAGAAGAAUUGAAUUCAAAUAGUCAAAAAUCUCGGAGGAAAGAAAGCAGAAGAACAACAGAAGGACCAGUUUAUAGUAGUUUAGAACUGGUUACACCUAGUUAUACAACGCCUGCUCCACCUUCAACUCCAGAUCUAGGCGGAGGUUUUAAAUGUGAAGAUGAAGGUUUCUAUCCCCACCCUAAAGAUUGCAAAAAAUAUUACUGGUGCCUUAGUGGACCUGGAGAACUUGGCAUCGUUGCCCACUUAUUCACUUGUCCAGCAGGUCUAUACUUCAACAAAGCUGCUGACUCUUGUGACUACACUCGCAACGUUUUGUGUAAUAAAAAAUUAUCAAAAGCAACAACGACCACAAGUACAACAACAACAACACAAGCUAGUACAACAGCACGAGUACUACCAAAAAUUACAGCGGCCACAAGUCGGACUACAGUCUUUCGAACCUCGACUACAACUGAAGCUUAUGAUGAAGAAGAUGAGUACGAAGAUGAAGAUGAUGUUGAAGAAACGAAAAAUUCAGAAGAAGAUCCUAAAGUGAUUAAAGAACUACUUGACCUUAUCAAGAAAGCUGGAGGAAUAGAAGAGCUUGAAAAACAAUUGAAAAUUCACGAAGAUGGUACUGCUUCAGUUUCCAAUUCUGACACAACUACUCCCUCGUCGAUUAGCAAAUCACUUGUGGAAAGAGUUCUUGGCAAAAGUGCCAAAAAGAAUUCUUACAGUUUUCUCACCCGCAACAGUCGAGGGCCCCAAAACGAGGGUUUAAACACCUCUGAAAAUAACGAAAAACAAGAUAAAGGAAGACCAAAAUAUACAACGAUUACAAGACAAAGAUCAACAAAUAUCAGAAACGAAGAAGAGAAUUCCUCUGAAACAACAAAAUCUAAUAAAAAACAACCAGAGUAUGUCAAUAUUAGACGAGCCCGUGUUAGUACUACCACAGAACAACCGGACGAAAAUUCAAAAAGUCAAUUAAGCCGAAAUAAAAUUUUGGGAGAAGAUGACGAAUCAGAGAACAAUGAUGAACAAUCGAGUCAAAAGAAAACAUCCGCACCACAAUAUGUUAAUAUUCGAAGACAAAGACCAUCAACUACAGAAGAAACUUCCACUUCAAAAUAUACUGUUAUAAGAAGAGGCACAACUACUGAAACUGCCGAGUCAGGAACAACUAUUGAAGACGAAAUCACUAAAAGCAAUGUUGUAUCUUCGUCUACUGAAAAAAAUGACUUAAAGUCUAGGUAUAAUAUUCUUAGACGAGGAUCAACCACAGAAGCGACUAUAGGUGACACUGGUUCAACUUCCACAUCCAAAAGAAGAGGCACAACAUUACCAAGUGUUGAGCGUAAAAGAACAAGAGGUACUGUUGUUCCGAGUACCACUCCUUUGACAGAAGCUACAACAACAAGGUAUAAAGGCAUCAAACGAGGUUCUACUACGACAGAAGAAUCGACUCUAAAGUACUCCUCAUUUGCAACAACACAAGCCACCAACCAGGAUACUACAGCAAACACCGAAACUGAAAACCCCAUUACUGUUAACGAUCAAUUACUAACAACACCUGAAAGUUUAACUGUAAAAACUACCACUAGUCUUAGUUCCACAAAAACUGAUUCUAGUUUAACUGAGAGUAUUGGUGAAAGAGUCUACCAAACGCAGACUCCUUUACUUUUAGAACCUCGUCCAUUUUCAAAAAGUACUCGAGGUCCAACUUCAGUAACCGAAACAUCUACACGAAUCACAAAGGUGAGUGACUCAAAUUAUAAUCUGCGAGUAAAGCAGAAACAACCCGAAAUAAUUAGCACCACUACUCUCACGACGGAAAAACCAACACCAUUUAGAACUAGAGCACCUUCUAGAUUUAAGAUUUUAGACCAACCAAAACCAACAAUUAGUACCUCAAAUCGUGCAAGAAAAAGAUUUUCGACAACUACUGAAUUGUAUUCAGACAACUACGAAGAUUUAAGUAGAAGCUUUAGACCGUCUGAAAUUGCAGAUUUAUCGUCGUUGACGGCUGUUGAUUUCGCAGCACUGAAAGAGCUCAACAAAAAUUCCAAUUCUUUAAGAUCAAGAAGACCACGGCCUUCAUCAACAACAACGGAAAAGACAGAAGAAUCAUUGAAAACGAGUUCUAGAACAUUACCUUUAGCUCGGAAAUUAAUAGAUGGUAAAAGCAGACGAGUGAUUUCGAAUAAAAAAGAACAAAUCUUGGAAGAUCAYGUUAAUUCAAGCUCAGAUACAACACAUCGGAUACGAGGAUUUACUAGACCUCCGACUGUUAGUACAACAGAAGGAACAACAAGACACACUUUAAGAAACAGAAAAGUUGUMCGGCGUCUUAGACCUACCACCAGUUCCAAAUUAAUAUCUCAAAAUUCYGACAAMAAYGAAAACGUAGUACCUUUUAAAAGACCACUUCCAGAAUCAGAAAAUCUUAUCGAAAAUGCUUCAUUACGCUCACUGUUCAACAGAGCUGAAACAGUGAAAGACAAUGAUGAACAAAGUGARGAUGUUAGUGUUGAAGAAGGAGAAAAUAUAAAGUUAUCCGAAUCAAAUAUAAGGGAAAACAGUAACGUCAACAAUAACAAUAAUAAUAUUCUUUCUCCUGACGAUGGCCAAAAAAUAAGAAAAAAGGUUUUGAAACGUAUCAAACCUAAAGUAGAUGAUGAGAAAGCAUCAACAGAACCCAACAUUGUCAUUAGAACACGAAAAAUUAUCAGGAAGUUAACACCAACGGAAUCUACUUUAACUUCAACCACUGAGUCAAUACAUACCAUUACACCAGCUCGAAAACGAAAAAUUAUUCGUCGUCUAAGACCAACAUCAACGACUGAAGCAUCUGAAAAAACAUUAUACAUCCGAGGAAGACCCUUUUUAGCUCAUAUCAACAAUGAAAAUGACGAAAUAGAAGACUCAGUAGAUAAGACUAUCACUUCACCAACAAAUUCCAGAGAUGAAGAGCGUACUAUUGAUAGAUCUAAAUACAGUACACUUAAUAGAGGAACAACUGUAUCUAUAAAUGAUAAAAAAAUUGGUGAUGAGACUACAAAGAGUCCAUUGAAAUAUAGGAUUUACCGUCCAACUGUCUUUCAUGAUGGUGAUGAGGAUAAAAACGCUAACAGUAAAGAAGAAGAAGAAGAUUCGUUAAAAAUUGGAAUUUUAGAACCUUUAUUCAGUGAACAAGUAUCAGAAAGUAACCAAUUUAAUGAAUCUACCCUAGAAGGAGAUAACGAAAACAAGGAAAAUCCAAAUCUCUUGAAUACAGAAGCAGAUGAAGAAAAUAGCACAGAAGAUGAUGCAGAAGACACAACUGUAACAACUGUUAAAACUUACAUCAACCCAAUUCUUGACAGACAAAAAAACAGACCUGUGUUUAAAAGACCUAAAAUAACCACGCAAAAUCCUUUAUCGUCUAGUACGUUGAGCACAACUAGAUUCAAGACUUUCUUUAGGUCUACAACAACUGCUCCUAGCACAGAAGAAAAACAAUUAGAAAGAAAAUUUGUACCAAAAAAUUUGAACAAAAGUCGAUACGUAUCCCAUACUGAAACUACAAAUAGUGUCAACUCUACUAGUGAAACAAAUGCGACAACCACCGAAGUUAAUAUAUCUUCUAGUGAUAAAACAGAUAAUAACACCAAUGUAGAAGAAAUUGAACAAACUACAGUCAGUGUUAGCACAGAUGCUACAGAAAGUAAUACUAUUGAACUUACAACUUUAGAAAGUAUUGAAGCUUUAUACGAAGCAAAUGCUACAUUAAAUGGGACAGAAGAAAUAGUUAAUGCCACUACUGAAAAUCAAACAGUUUUUCCAGAAAGCACUACUGAAAAUGUUACAGAUUUAAGUAAUACCAAUAUAACAGAUAAAACUACAGAAAAUACCAACUUAAGCACAGAAGAUGUAAAUUACACCACAAUUCAAACCACUCCAAUCUACCAUCCGAAGAGUACCUUGCGAUCUAUACAAACUCGACCAAAGUACAACGUUCCGAAAAGAUUAACACUACCAGAAAGUACCACAAGAUCCUCCCAUAGAUUUAACCAAAAAAAUAAGGUUCAAAGCACGACAUCCUCGCCGUCACUCUUGAAAAAUAGGUUCAUUCAGAAAUACACUACCACUGACAGAAAUCAUUUCUUUACAAGAGAGCAAGUCGAAAAGUUAGAAAACGAUGAUGAGGAAGAAGACGAGAAAGAUGAAGUAGAACUAUUUUCUACACAAAAAACACUCAGCGGUUUCACUCCCCGAACGUCAACUAUUCGAUCUAAACCUAGAAUUAGUAACAGACCAGAAGGUUACAAUUUUAGAAAAUCGACAGAAGCACCGAAACUAACUGAAGAUUUGAAGGGUAUUGAUACCGAAGCUGUAAAAAGUCGGAACAAAAAUCUUUUUUCAAAGAAACGCAAAAUGAAUACACCUUUUGGGGGCCAUGCACAAAAUCAUUCCGAAACCACAACUCAGAUCAUUUCAGAAUCAGUCACAAAACCCUCAACUGAAACAUUUGAAACUACUGAAUAUCUCACAACUUUACAUCAUGUCUUUGCUGAAACCGAAGUUAUCACUGAAAACGGUUUGGCUGUUUCCGGGACUACAACCCCAAAUUCAAAAGUUGAAAAACUGAUUGAAGUUAACCGAAUUGUAGAGGUGCAUGAAAUGAACAAUACAGAUGACAAAGAUAAUAAAGUAAUUGAUAAGGUUGGUGUUAUUAAUCGAGUUACUGUUGUUAAAGUUGUUGAUGGUAAUCCCAACCCGGAAGAUAAUGAAAUUACCGAAACAACAACCGGAAGAAGUGCAACUUUGUCCAAUGACAAUGAUUUUGAAAUUGCCACCGUGAGAGAAAUCAAAGGUGAUAGACAAGAUCGGAAAUACGAACUGUAUGGAGCAAGUAAAGUGACAGAUUUUACUGAUAAAAAUACAAAAGGAAGUGCGGAAAUCAUUGAUGGAAGAUCAAACAUCAACAUUAUAACCCCCAGGCCUUAUUAUAGUACCGAAGCCUCGACGAUAUCUCUAGAAGGGCUAUUCCAAACAGAUACUCCCCAAAAAUUAAACAAGUUCAAGGUGAAUGAUGAUGAACUCUUGGAAACUGACAACUCGCGUUAUGUUAAUGUGAGAGUUCUUAAGCAAGAAGAGGAUUAUAUCACAAUGAAAGCGGAAGUUGUUGAAGUCACUCCAAAAAUUAGUAAAGAAACGAUAAAAAUAGUGCCGAUCCAAGUCGAAAUGUCCAGAAAAUUAAUCGCUCCUUCUGAUUUUGUAACUAAGGUUGAACAGGGGGUACCCAAAGUAAAUUUACAAAUUCUUAAACCACAAAAUCAGUAAUUUAGUUAAUUAUUAUGAUAGUAUUAUUAUUGAGAUGUUAUGUAUGUAAAUAUGUAUGUUGUUGUAUUUUUUUUCAAGUUAAUUUAAAUUGUGUGUAUUACAGUGUGAAUAAAUUUGUUGUAAAUAAUAAUUGCACCUUUGUAAUAUAAAUGCACUGUGUUCUUUAAUCCUCCUUUCUCUUUGUGCCAUAACAUUGGUUAAUUUCCUUUUAGUGUUGUAUGUCCAGUGAGUCCUUUUCUUAUUGUAAAAUUAUUAAUGGACGUUUUUAAAUAUACUAUAUUAAUUAUU